This is a messenger RNA of Helianthus annuus (common sunflower), 2108 nucleotides long. RefSeq lists its product as uncharacterized. The coding region runs from base 75 to 1790 and encodes 571 amino acids. Gene Ontology annotation, biological process: RNA processing. Lineage: Eukaryota; Viridiplantae; Streptophyta; Magnoliopsida; Asterales; Asteraceae. The transcript has 10 exons. The record is from RefSeq and is a predicted model, not a curated record.
UGACUUUAAUUCCCUAUCCUUGCCAUAGUGGCUCAGGCUUUCGUGCCGCCGAUAUCCUUUAUCCGGUGAGCUCAAUGGCGUCAAUCAUCCCCAAUUUCCGCCUCCGGCGACUUCCACCACUAUCCAAAUUCCGUUCAACUCUUCCGCCGCUACACCUCCACCGUCCUUGUUCCUCUAUAGCUCUCCCCGUUGCAUCUUCUUCAUCUUCUCCAUAUGAAGAUUCAGAGGAGCCUCAAUCGAACACAAACACAUUGUCCACCACCACCACCGCCAUUGAAGAACCACACAGGAAGAUCAAGAGCAAAAAACCUAAGCCGUUUUUCCCGAAACGAGGCGAGACAUUGGAACUGGUGUGCGAAAGCCUAGCGUUUAAAGGAAAAGGUUUGUGUAAAGUGGAGGAGAGUGGUUAUGUGGUUAUGUGUGAUCGUGCUCUUCCUGGUGAACGCUUUGUUGGUCGAGUUACUCGUAAGAAGAACAAUUACUCUGAGGUGACUAAAGUGAAGACACUAAGUCCUCAUAGAGAUAUGGUGGAAGCACCAUGUGAAUACGCGUUACAGUGUGGAGGUUGUAGGACGCAAAACUUAUUAUACGAGGCUCAAGUCAAGGCUAAGGAAGAACAAGUUCGAGACUUGGUGGUACAUGUUGGAAAGUUCUCGUAUAAAGAUCCAGAAUUUGAGAAUGUAAUGAAGCCAAUUGUUCCCUGUGAUACGCAAUUUCACUACAGAAACAAGAUGGAAUUUUCCUUCGGUCCCAAAAGAUGGUUACCCAAAGAACAAUUGGCCGAUAAAAGUGAAGAUGCUAAUGUCUUUUCUUUGGGAUUACAUGCUCCUGGUUUUUUCGAUAAGGUGUUAAAUGUCGACAAGUGCUUCUUACAAAGUGAGCCGGCAAAUAAGGUUCUUGCAGCCGUUCAAGAUUGUUGGAGAAAUCCUGAACUGGGAUUGUCACCAUAUGAUUGUCAUUCUCAUACUGGAUUUUUGAAGCACCUGACGAUACGAAGCGGAAGAGACGUUGAAACUCGGGAACCGCAACUCAUGGUUAAUUUCGUGACUUCGUCUUACAAGCCAGAGCUUUUGAAGCCACUUGUUGACAAACUGGCAGUGUUCCCAGAAGUGGUAAGCAUCAUGAACAAUAUUAAUACUGCUGUCGGUAACACAUCGGUUGGAGAACAAGAGUACACACUUUACGGGAAAGCUACUAUCACAGAGAUAUUAAGAGGAUUAGCAUUCGAAAUUUCCGCCAACUCUUUCUUCCAAACAAAUGCUCAUCAGGCUGAAAUUCUAUACAAGCUAGUAGAAGAUUGUGCUGGACUCAAAGGAGAUGGCUCAGAAAUAGUUCUUGAUUUAUUUUGCGGGACCGGAACAAUUGGUCUUACACUAGCCAAAAAGGUAAAACAUGUUUAUGGUUAUGAAGUAGUUCCUGAAGCCAUUGCUGAUGCCCGUAGGAAUGCCAAGUUGAAUGGGGUCCACAAUGCCACUUUUAUUCAAGGGGAUCUCAAUAAAAUUAGUGAGAGUUUCGGGAAUGAUUUUCAAAAACCAGACAUCGUCAUAUCAGAUCCCAACCGGCCAGGCAUGCAUACUAACUUGAUUAAAUACUUAUUAAAGCUGAAAGCACCACGAAUUGUGUACGUAUCAUGUAACCCUGCCACAUGUGCACGUGACUUGGAUCUUCUAUGUCAUGGUUCGGUGGAACAAAAGUUACAAGGAUGUUACAGACUAAAAAGCAUACAACCCGUGGACAUGUUUCCUCACACUCCUCAUAUAGAAUGUGUUUGCUUGCUUGAGCUAUGUUAAUUGCAAUUCACUCACCGAUUUAUUAAGGUUCGUUUUUUAUAAUUUAUUUUAACUGAACCAAUUAUGAUCCCUUUUAUAUAAUGUGAUGUUUUGCGACAUAUCGUUCUACUAGCAAAUGUACAAUGUACGAGUAAAAAGUAGCGAUGUAAAAGUGGGUUAGGUCGGAUUUGAAUGAUCAUUGAUCCACCAACUUUUUUAUUCUUUUGAUUCUAGUAUUUCAAAUAAUUAUUGUAUUUGGUAGAAUACUGGGAGCUGUAUUAUUGGAAGGAUAGUAUAGUUUUGACAAAUAAAAUGUGGAGAUAUAAUUAUUUGAUUAUU